This is a messenger RNA of Paramecium pentaurelia, 1177 nucleotides long. Lineage: Eukaryota; Ciliophora; Oligohymenophorea; Peniculida; Parameciidae. The record is from the annotation of a GenBank genome assembly.
AUGUUUACAACAAGAUUGGCCUAUAGAUUUGCCAAAUCAGUUCCGGUGGUUGAUGUUACUUCAUUUCUUGCCAAAAAGGGUGACUCAUCAGCUUAAUGUGCUUAAGUAGCUGAAGCUCUUCAUAACUAUGGUGCUGUUUGUAUCAAGGAUCCAAGAGUCAAUGAUCGUCAUAAUGUCGAUUUUCUUGAUAUGAUGGAGAAGUAUUUUGAAAGCAGAGCUGCCAAAUUCUAUAAUAAUGAAAAAGUAAAUUCUUUAUCUAAUUUCUAGGUUGAAGAUAUCUUUCCUAAUUAUUCAUAUCAAGUUGGGGCUACUCCAGAGUUUGUUGAGAAAGCCCGUACACAUACAAAUGUAAUUAGAUAAUACACUAAAGAAAAUGAAGCAUACACACCUUAACCAGCUCCUUAUGUAUUUGAAUUAACUAUUUUAUUUUAGGAUGCUAAAUGGAGAUUCUUUUGGCCUAUUGAUGAUUCUGGAAAGCGAAAUAAAGAUGAAGAGUUAAUUUUAUUAAUUAAAAUAUUAGUUUCAAACCACCAAGAUUCAGACCUAAAGAUGUUCCUUAAUUUGGAGAGAGAAUGGAAUAAUGGGGUAAAAUGAUGAUUAAUGGAUGUUUAACUGUUGCUGAAAUGGCUGCUAUUGGUAUGAGUAUACCAGCUGAUACAUUUACAACUAGAAUGUAAGGAGGACCUCAUCUUUUGGCUCCAACUGGAUCAGAUUUAGAUAGACACAAACUUGGAACUGUUUUUGCAGGUUUUCAUUAUGAUCUUAAUUUCUUAACUAUUCAUGGAAAGAGUCGUUAUCCUGGACUUUAUGUAUGGUUAAGGAAUGGAGAAAGAAUAUCUGUUGCUGUUCCUGAAGGUCAUCUUCUUUUAUAAGCAGGGGCUUAAUUUGAUUUACUGACUGGAGGCUAUGUUACUUGUGGUUAUCAUGAAGUAUUCAAUCUAUUUUGAUUUAUAUAGGUUAUAUAUACAGAAGAUGCUAAAAAGAGAUAUGAGGAAAAUAAGAAGGCAGGAAAGAGUACUUGGAGAGUGUCAUCUACAUUGUUUUCUCAUAUUAAUUCAGAAGUCACUCUCUAACCUUUAGGUAAGUUUGCUAAGUAGGGAUUACCAGAAAAGUAUAAGCCAAUAAAAGCAUUUGAUCAAGUUCAAUAAGAAUUGGAGGCUAUCAAAUUAAAAUGAAA